UUUAACCAGUGUCAUUUAUGUUUAUAAAUUCACAAUUUUCAAUUGUUUUAUUCAAAAUCAUUAAUUCCGUCCACCUUGCACCUCUCAUUCCGUCCGUGCACAACACAAAAACAACGUACAAAGUGAUGAGAUAAUAAGUGUUCACGAGCGUCGAUCGCUCAAAUUUGUGCAACCAAGACUACAAGAAAGACAGAUAUGACGCGUCCCGGUCCUCCCAGCGAAAACCUUCCCACUAGUUGAUUUGCAUUGAGCCAUGGUGUCCAUAUUCAAAGACUGUGACCGUGUGAAACUUGUGGUGGUAGGCGAUGGUGGUGUUGGUAAAAGUGCAAUUACCAUUCAGUUCUUCCAGAAAUUGUUUGUCACAGAUUAUGAUCCCACCAUCGAAGAUUCAUACAUUCAACAUACAGAGGUGGAUGGACAAUGGUGCAUACUUGAUGUACUGGACACGGCGGGCCAGGAGGAGUUCAGUGCGAUGCGGGAGCAGUACAUGAGGAAGGGCGACGGCUUCCUGCUCGUGUACUCGGUGACGGACAAGCAGAGCUUCGAGAAUAUAAGGCACUUCCAUACGCAGAUCCUGCGAGUGAAGGACCGCGAGACGUACCCCAUGCUGGUGUCGGCCAACAAGGUGGACCUGGUGCACGCGCGCGCCGUGAGCGAGGAGGCGGGCCGCGAGCUGGCGCGCGCGCUGGCCGCGCCCUACAUCGAGACCAGCGCCAAGGAGCCGCCGCUCAACAUCGACGCCGCCUUCCACGAGCUCGUCCGCAUCAUCCGCAACCAUCCGCAGCAGGAGGAGAAACAGCGCCGCCGCAGGAAACUUUUCGGCCGGUGCGCGCUGCUCUGAGCCUCUCGACGAGCCGGCCUCUCGCGAGGUCCAGUCGUCCGUCUCCAUUGAAACACUUGGUAAUAUUUGCGUUCGAAAGUUUUCCGAAACUUCAUGAUGUCACCGAAGAUCACACCGAUGUCUUACCGAUCUUCGUUUACAAGUCAAUGUAAUUACAACAGUGUCACCGCCGCGCGUUGACGACGCGAGUUUCCGAUUAUUCUUUUGCGGAGACGCAGAUUGACGUCCGUGUGGGCUGACGAACUAGCUCGGCACGAGGGAAAUUACUAAUUAAAUACUGCACAAGGGAGUCGUUAGACGUAUUCACGUACAUAUAUGAAUGUUACAUGUACGUUUGUGAUAUAUUUUUUAAAGCUUUAUUUCCAAAGUAUUAUCUGAAAUUGUUUUCUUAAGAGAAGUAUUUUGUUAAUUUAUUUUUAGUUCUACUUAUAUUUCGUGGUAUCUUUAAAUCAUAGGAGAUACAAAUUUAAAAUGGUUCGUUUUUUAUUUUAAUAUAUAGAUUUAAAGCUAUUUAUCAUAAUGGCGAAUGGUUGACACGACAGUUGAGGACACGUUUUUAUGUACGUAUGUGUCUUUUCCGACAUCGUUAAUGUAUAUGUUCAUAAAGUCGACCUAUAGCUGAGGUACGGUUAACAAAACAUCUUUGCAAAUUUAACAAGAAUCUACUAAAUUCAGAUUAAUUCAGCGUAAAUUUGCAGAUUUUUUUGGGAGACAUUAAUUUAAACAAUUCCUAUUCGAUUAGUUAUGUCCACACUGUGCGUUUUCAUCUUCAACUUCCGUCAUCAUUUUUCUAUUCAACUUUCCCUUGACGAUUCCUUAAUCGAAUGCAACAUUGAACGCGAUGCCAACUUGGUCAUUUUGUUUCGGGCAGUGUUUUUUUUUAAUUCCUCAUGGACGCCUGGGAAUGGAGGGCCCAGGCAGUGCCGGACUCUUACCGACUAAAACCCCAUUUGUCAUCAUAUUAUAUUAUUUCAGGGUCUUUAUUUACAAUUUUUGUACAUACAGUUUAAAACUUAUAUUUACGUCUAAAACAUUUUAUAUAAUACACAAUUACAGCAAAACUACCAAUACUACUAUUUGACUACUUAUCUACGUUUCUAAUAUUAACAAUUUUACAUAUUUUCACACAAUAAUCCAUUAAAUCAUUUCUGUACUCUUUGUUCUCAAUUAAUUCCGGUAGGCUACUCCUUUCCAGUUUCACCCCCGUUUUAUGUUCUAAAUUAUAUUUAUCUAUUUGGUGGAUGGGGCACUCGAGCAAACAGUGCAGCGUUGAUUCCACCGCCUGUGGAUCGCAUAGACAUGAUGGGUUCUCCCUACACUUGAACCGGAGUAUUCGGAGAAUCCACCAUGUCCCGUGAGCAUCUGCGUUAGGUAGCUCUGGGGUUUAUGCGCCUUUAUGUCUUAAUUAUUUUAUGCGCCUUUACCGCGUCCGGAAAGAACGCUCUCGUUACGGAAGCGGUCCCUCCUGACUGGUAUCCCCGGUUCCAUUCAUCGAGAGUCUUCUCACGAAUGUUCCUCUUGACGAAUGAAACCGGAACCUGGUCGUAGUCCGGCUUUCUCCGGCACGUGAGCGCCCCUUCCUUCGCCAGGCAGUCUGCGCGUUCAUUUCCGGGAAGACCCGCGUGGGCUUUGAUGCAAAACAAGGAUACCAUCUUGCUUUGAACCAAAGCCCGAUGUAAAUUGCGUCUAAUCUCCACCGCCAACGGGUGAAGGUUCCAUUGGCCCGUUACGGUCUCCAGCGCUGCUCUGGAGUCACUGUACAGACAAAGGAACUCCCCUUGUUCUUGAGGUUCUCGCUUGUGGCUCUGCAGAUGGCCAGGAGUUCCGCCUGGUAGACUGUGCAGUACGCGGGUAGACUGAGUUUGACUGCCUUGGUCUCGACCUCAUUAUUCCAUCAGGAUAAUGCAGCCCCUACCCGACUGCCAAUCUUGCUUCCGUCGGUGAAGAUUCGCACCUGCUGCACAUUGUUUUGGUCUACCUGGUUCUGGUCUGAGAGACUUCGGAUCUUCAGGUCCAUCUGCAUCGCCGGGUGAAGAGCGUCCGCAAAUCCAGCCGCUCGUUCAGUCUCUCGAUCACCCAGUACUAAGCGGGAUGACCCUCUCCGUGCCUCGUCAAGGGCGGCUGCUUCCUUCACUCUUAGGUCGAGAGGUAGUAUCCCGGCCAGUACUAGUGCCGCGUUCAGAUAGACUGUGCGGUAGGAUUUAUAUAUAUAUAGCUUCUAAGCGAAACCUCUCUGGACCGCGUUCAGAUGUUUUUGUACGCCAAGUUUUCCCGCUGCAGGCGCCCACGCCGCUGCUGCGUAAGUAAUAAUUGGCUCUAUUGCUGCUGUAUAAAUUAGCCUAAUUAUUUCUGGGUGUAAACCCCAGCUAACCCUUGCGGCUUUCGACAGCCUUUUGUACAUAUCUGUGCCUUUGGCACAUAUGUUCGCGACGUGGUUGUUGAACGUGAGCUUUCUGUCUAUCGUGAGCCCCAGGAUUUUGAUCACGUCAGCCAUUCCGAUAUCCACCCGGCCAUGCUCAAACGUGGGGUGUCGUAUUUCAAUUUAUUUGUCAUGAUCAUUGCGCAGGUCUUAUGUGGUGCGAAUUUCAAUUUAUUCGCUACAUCCCAUUCGUGAGCAAAACUCAGGGCGGCUCCGGCCUGUCUCUCAAUCUCAAGAGCCGUGUCUUCCGCAAAAAUCAUCACUACGUCGUCAGCUAAUGCUUGACAGAAGUACUACUUCUCCAUUUCCUGUAAUAGUGAGUAAAUCUAGCAAGAGAUUCCACAGGAUAGAGCCAACUAUUGACCCUUGCACACAUCCUUUGUUUGUGGCUCUUACCGUUUCUUCCCCAGCGUAUCUGAGUCUGACUUUCCUUUCGUCGAGAUAACUAUCUAGUAGCCGCCUGAUGUUUACCGGUACUUUUUCCUCAGCCAGACGAAUUCUGAUUGCUGGCUACCAUGCGCUGUCGAAGGCUCCCUCUAUAUCUAGUGACACCAGGGCGACAAGCUUUUUGAGCUUAAUCUGCCCCUUUAUUGUGGUGUAUCAGGGUAUAGAGGGCGUCCUCGGUGCUCUUCUGGGGCAUGAAUCCGAACUGGUGAGUACUGAAACGCGGUAUUAGCUGCUUUUGAUCCUUGC
Vanessa atalanta (red admiral) is the source of this 3953-nucleotide messenger RNA. Its product is annotated as ras-related protein M-Ras-like. Lineage: Eukaryota; Metazoa; Arthropoda; Insecta; Lepidoptera; Nymphalidae. The transcript has 7 exons. The record is from RefSeq and is a predicted model, not a curated record. Gene Ontology annotation, molecular function: GTP binding; GTPase activity; GDP binding. Gene Ontology annotation, biological process: signal transduction. The coding region runs from base 254 to 841 and encodes 195 amino acids. Gene Ontology annotation, cellular component: plasma membrane.